Messenger RNA from Trypanosoma brucei brucei TREU927, 2154 nucleotides. RefSeq lists its product as hypothetical. The record is from RefSeq and is a predicted model, not a curated record. Gene Ontology annotation, biological process: nucleocytoplasmic transport; activation of GTPase activity. Gene Ontology annotation, cellular component: perinuclear region of cytoplasm; nucleus; cytosol. Gene Ontology annotation, molecular function: GTPase activator activity; small GTPase binding. NCBI's taxonomy places the organism in Eukaryota, Euglenozoa, Kinetoplastea, Trypanosomatida, Trypanosomatidae. The transcript has a single exon. Bases 1 to 2154 code for a protein of 717 amino acids.
AUGGGUAUUGGACAGAGCCGUGAAUUACUGGGCAAGGUAGGUGAAGAGCAUGUGUUUGUAUGCACAAAUUAUGAGGAGCUACUUGCUACUUUGAGAAAGCUUCAAUCCUGCUCUGAGCUACGGUCUUCACAGGGAGCGGUAAAAUUUGAAGGGUCCCUUCCAACCGUAGCGAACAGUGGCACACCAACGCAAUGGGAAGAAACAAAAUGUCGACCGGUCAGCAAGGGGUCGUGCACGCUGCUGGGGAGUGGUGUGUACAGGGGAAGUUUGCGUUUCCUUCCCCCAAGCUUCCUUACCGAUACCACUGCAAAGCCAUUAGAAGAGGUCCACAUUCCCAAUCAUUAUAUGGGCGAUGCGGGACUUAUCUCUGGGCACGAAGCGGUACUGCAGACGCUUGCCAAUAGCCCGGGUUUGCGUUCGCUUAACAUUUCCUACAACGCCCUCACACACGUCUCUAUUGAGGCGCUCCUCGGGAAAGCCCCACAUAACGGCGCGCAUGAUGACAAUGGUUUCCCCGGUGGUUUUCUUCCUCCUAACCUGUUGUCUCUGAACUUUGCUGGGAACCGCGCUGGUCGGGUGGGUUGCGAGCGACUUGCAGAGUUCCUUGAGACGGACCCACCCCUUCGCGCCCUGUCGCUGUACAACAAUGAGCUCUACGAUGAUGAUGUGGAGCCGCUGCUUCGUGGCCUUCGUGUGAACACUCGCCUCCGCCAGCUCAACCUGGAUUGCAAUUACCUUACUGGCGGAUUCUUGCAACAGCUGAUUGACGUUCUACGUGUUAACAGGCAACUUGCCGUAGUUAUGUUUGAUGGGCCGUAUGACAUGAAUACCUUCGCCCGACUCAAAGAAUUGAAGCCAGUGGAAGCGGUGCCAGAUAAGGCCGAGGAUCCGGCCGGCCACGCGCGCGCGUUGCUUCGCAAUGAAAUGCUGUGCCAUGACCUAGCCGGCCGCCCACCUUUUCCAACCGACCUUGUGCAAGAAGUGGAGGCUAUACUGAAGCCGCGGUGUGCUCGUUAUGUAGAUGAGCUGCGGGAGGAACGGGAGAGGGCUUAUCAAGAGGCAAAAAACACCGACGAGAUGCUAGAGGUUGCACGGCGCUACCGCGAUGCGUCGUGUGAUACAUGCGGAGGGGAAGCAACGGAUUUAUCACACCAGGAGGAAUGUGACAGUGCUGACAAGAGUAAGAGUGACAAUGGGACACAGGGACCACAAGAAGAGGAAGAUCGAGAUGAAGAUGGAGAACGGGAGCAGGGGACAGAAGGAGAAGAGAAGCAAGAGGAAAUCGAAACGGGAGCGGGCAACAGAGACGGAGGGUUUGGUUUCUUUCGUCCCCCACUGCGCGGUAAGGACGCCUCAAGAAACGGUUCUGUCGCCCCCGUAGCAGCACCUCUGAGUUGUCUCCGGCCGAUGCCCCCUUAUGCAGAGCGCAAGCGACAAAGUGCCACCUUCUUUCCAGGAUUGCUGUUAAGUCCAGUGGAAGGUGGCUCAUCGGCGUCUCAUUCCAUGCUCUCCAACACGGAGGCAAGAAGAGACAAAAGCCCAGCCAGUGGGGAGCAUCGAAUGGAAGAAACGGGACGAACCACAGCGAACAGCAAGAGUAGUGUACUACCUAGGAAGGAGUUAACGAAUGGUUUUGAUCGCCUCGUUCUCGCGCCGCUCAGCGAGGCCCCCCGUUCGAAGACCAUAUGGAAGACUGUUACUGGGCCGCCAUGCCGCCUGCGCGCUUGCUGGUGUGACGCUCGAGCUGAUAUCGUCCCUUAUGCCAAUGUGUUGCACUACCACUGCAAGCAUGAACAACUCACAAACGAAGCAGGCUACGAAAUGGAACCGUGCCGGCUUACCACUGGUAAAAGCAGUGUUUCCCGUGGACGCCCUGGACGGUUGCCCCUCAAGGAGAAGAAGGGAAGUGGGCCAGAGUGGUCACACACAUCGAGAGCCACGAUUAGGCCACACAGCGGGAGGGACUGCGCAACGCCAUCAGCUGGUGGAUAUGCUGGCAGCGGUCCCUCCGGUCGAACAGUGUACGAGGGCUGCAAAGCCACGAGCCACCGCUGUGAAUCCAUUGGUUUCUACGGACGGCCCAAACCGGACAGGAGAUCGGUCGUCUUCUUCUCUGGACAGCAUCCUAUGUUAGCCCGGGGCCUCAAGGAGUAA